CCAGCCCUGAAUCUCGGCGAUCCCGACAGACGCACAGAAAUCUAGGGACGCUAGGACCAGCGUUCCCGCCAGGUGGCCCCAGCGCGGGCCCCUGUUUUCGGGGUGGCGAGUCCGGGGUGCGGCGCUAAGCCCCGCCUCGGUGCUUGGUGCGGGCCGCCGGCCAGGGCCAGGCCACCAGCGGCCUGGCGGACUCCAGGAGCGGGGAGCGGAAACAAGCCGGCUCGGGACAGAGGAUUAACAAAGGCAGGACCGGCCGCCCCUCGCAGCGCGCACGCAGCGCUGGGCAGAGCCCCCUGGCGGGGGAGCUCGCGGGUCGCACCUGCAGACAUGGCCCACUGUGGGGCAGAUGAGCCCUCCUCAGAGAGUCUGGUUGGCGAAGGUCAGAGCCUUGAAGACAGAUCCUUGCUUCAUCAGAGCCUGGCCACCAGGGAGCUCAUAGACACCGAGGUCUCCUAUUUGCACAUGCUCCAACUCUGUGCCUCGGACAUCAGGAGCCGUCUCCAGCAGCUGCCGCAGGGAGAUCUGGAUGUCCUGUUCUCCAACAUCGAUGAGAUCGUCCAGGUGAGCAGCAGAUUUCUGCAUGGUCUGCAGGAGACAGCGUCCCAGGAAGAGGAGCAAGUGUACCUGAUUGGUAACUUAUUCCUGGAAUUCCAAGAGGAUUUUGAGCAGGUCUAUAAGGUCUACUGUGCCAACUAUGAGCAGGCCCUGCUGCUGUUGGAAGCAUACCGGAAGGAGCCAGAGCUGCAGCAGGAGAUCCAGAGCAUCGUUCAGACCGUGCUGCCACAAGCUGGACCUUCAGGCCUCAGUUUCAUACUGGUAAUUCCUCUGCAGAGGAUUACCAAGUACCCAUUGUUGCUGCAGAAAAUCCUGGAGAACACACUCCCUGAUGCCAGUGCCUACCCCGUCCUUCAGAGGGCAACCUCUGCCCUCCAGGACGUGAAUGCCAACAUCAAUGAGUACAAGAUGCGCAAGGAAGUGGCCUCCAAGUACACCAAAGUAGAGCACCUGACCCUCCGGGAGCGGCUGGCUCGAAUCAACACACAUACCCUCUCCAAGAAAACCACCCGGCUGAGCCAGCUGCUGAAGCAGGAGGCGGGGCUGGUGCCCAGGACAGAAGAAGAUAAGGAAUUUGAUGACUUAGAGGAGAGAUUCCACUGGGUGUCUCUGUGUGUGACAGAGCUGAAGAGCAACGUGGCUGCUUACUUGGAUAACUUGGAGGCUUUCCUUCGCUUCCGGCCUCAUGAAUGUGACCUGGACAUCCCCAGUGGGCCUGCGGUGCAGUACUGUAGCCUGGCCAGAGACCUCCAGCGUGAGGCCUUCCUGGAGUUUAAGCAGCGGCUAGAAGGCCUGGUGUGUCAGCCACUGGACAGCCUGGCCAAAGCCCUGGUUGGCCCUCAGAACCUGAUCAAGAAGCGUCUAGAUAAACUCUUGGACUUCAAGAGGCUGGAAGAGAAGCUGCUAGAGGUGGGCAGUGUGACCUACGAGGAGGAGGCAGCCCGGCACACGUACCAGGCCCUGAACUCCCUGUUAGUGGCUGAGCUCCCGCAGUUCAACCGACUGGUGGUGCAGUGGCUGAGCCAGAUCCUGCGCACUUUCGUGGCCCUGCAGAGGGACCUUGCAAAGCAAGUGCUACAGAGGGCAGAGGGCAGCAUAGCCCAGCUGCCCCAUCACCACAUGGCGGAGCCGGCCUUCAGGAAGCUGGUGGAGGACACGCUAGGCCAAACCGGUAGCCAGCUUCGUUCCUUUCAAGAGAACUUCGAGAAAGUGCUGCCGCCUCCCUCCUCACAACCACUCCUCCCCGGCUCUGAGCACCAGGUGCAGGCUCUUCUGAGCAAGUACGGCCCCGGGAAGCUUUACCAGGUGACGAGCAACAUCAGCGGGGCAGGGACUCUGGACCUGACACUGCCACGGCGCCAAGUCGUGGCCCUCCUUCAAAACAAGGACACCAAAGGCCACAGCAGCCGCUGGCUGGUGGACACAGGAGGACAUCGGGGCUAUGUGCCAGCUGGGAAGCUGCAGUUUUACCACGUCAUUCCCAAUGAGGAGCUCAGAGGACAGGCGAGGCAGCGGCGGGACUCCCACCAUCUGGCACCAGAGCCUGCCCCAACCCCAAUGCCCUCUGUCCCUGCUGUGACCCAGCGUCGUUAAGGAUUAAAUGAGGCAAUGGGUGAAAGCGGUUGUGGAUUGUACCAGCAGUGUUCCUGACCUACGCACAUCAGUGGAACGUGUGUCUGUGACCACCAGGCGGCAGCAGCGCUCUUCCAGCCCUCCAGAGAGGGCUGGGAAGAUCUGGGAUCAAAUUGAAAAGCCCUGGAGGAAGAAACACCAAGUGAGAGACCCUGGGGGCGCUGCGCUGGACCAGAGCCCACCUCCCCUGACCACUAAGGAGCUGCAGCGUCCUGGCUCCAGCCAGCUACCACCACGUCUGAACGUGUGCCCAGCAGUAAAUCAGACAUUCUGAUUUUUCCAGAGAAGCCAGAAACCAGGGGUUUGGUUUUGUUUUAUGAAAUCUGUGUGGACAUUGUGUGAUCUACAACAGGCCCCUCUUUGCAUCAGUGUAAGGUGACUGUCCCCUGUGAGAAGCUCUGAAGAAGCUUUAUCUAUGCUGAGGAAUGCCUUCAUGUAUCCUCGUUACUUUAUCAGCAUUAAUGGCUUUCCUUAGAUCUCUGGGAAACGUUGUUUCCUUUUAUGUUACUGUUCCUGUUACAUUAUUUCAAACUUCUGUUAGAGAGUGAGUUGUAUUUUCUCACCUGUCAGUGCAGUGUGGCCCCCCCAGUGCCCGUCUCCUGAGAUCCUUUAGAGCAGUAAGUUAGAUAUUGAUGUAAAUCACUUAGCCCUGCACCCAGCUCAUUAAUGCUCCGUAAGCAUAGUGAUCCUUCUUAUGGGGACUUCAGAAGACGUGCAGGAGAGGUGAAGGGCUUAUAGCCCUGUACCACCCUGCACGUGAGAUGGUGACAAGACCUGGCCACCUCCCUGCGUGGGAGCCCCUGGUCUUGUGUGCCUGCCCUCAGUCUCAGGGACCUGGGCACUGCUGGGGCCUGAGUGGAAGCUGAGGUCUACGCAGCAGCUGCAGGUAUGAGACAGCCCUGAGCCCUGGGCCAGCUGGGCCAAAGGCAGCACAGGAGUUGCGGCCAUCUCUCCUUUGCAGCUCCUUCUCUGGAGGGAUUUUGCUUGCUCUUUUUCACAUUCCUGCCAUUUUGCUCUGCUCCACACUGCAGGAAACGGCAUUUCCCAGGCUGCCGUGGCUUCUGGUGGCCUGGUAGGUGGGAUCCAUAGGAGACACUGGCCGCGGGAGAAGCAAAGAUAGUUUCCUCCCUGUCUGCUUCAAGUAGCAUUCCGCCAGGGGCAAGCGUCCUGUGGCCCCAGCUCCCUGGAUGGCCCUCCCGUAUGGCCCCAGUGCUGACGGACAGAACUGGCUGUACUUUCAGAGCCUGCUUGGUGGCCCUAGAUGCUGAACACCAGUAACAGUGCCUCCGCCCUCUAUGUCUCCAGCCCAAGGACUGUAAUGUCUCUUUGCUAUUGAUAAUCUCUGGGGUCCUCCUCAGAUCUUCCUUCACUCGUUUAACCCAUUCCUUAUAUUCAGUUCCUCUCUUCAAAAGCAUGGACUGGUUUCUGCUUUCUGUUCGCACAGUAGCUGCUAUUCCAUGCAGGAGCCUGGGGUGCAGGGAAGGGCUGGGUCCUGCCCCUCAGGCUGCCCAGCCUUCACAGAGGACUGGUUUGUCUGCACAGUCCCUGGUCAGGGGACUGUCUGCCCUCCCCACACAGAGCUCUUGAAAGUGUCUGCAGCCACAGACAGCGGAGUGGUCCAGACAGGCAUGGAGGAACUCCAAGACCACUGGGAAGAACAGAGCUUUGGGCAAGAGCCAGGCUCUAAAGCCAUGGAGGAGGAGGAGGAGAGGUGGGGAGUGAUUUUCCUGUCGUGGUAUCUGAAAAAUAUCUACCUCUGGCCCCGCCUCGUAAAGGGCAGCAAGCCCCAAGCCUGGGAGACAAGAAGUGGAGUGGGGCUUCUAGCCAGAGAGAGGCUUUCUUGAUUCUGGGGUCUCAGGGCUCUGAGAACCAUCAGCAGAACCUGCGGUGUGGGACUAGACCAGCAUGUUGAUAGCACUAACCACGGCUUUUCUUUGCUACUCACAGGGCUGCUGGAGGGUUACGUGAGAGAAUUCACUUUGCAUGAUUAAUUCACAGCUAGCACAUAGGGAGCUCUCAAGAGCUACAAGCUCAGAAAAAAAAAAAAUCAAACUCAAUCCUCAACCUUAGCAGCCUUUGUGGAUCUCUUUCAGUAGGCAUCUCAGGAGACGACUAAUUGGUACUGUGCCCUAGCGAAGAGGUCUGGGGACACAUAUCCAAUUGCCAGGGCUGGAAGGGGCCAAAUCAGGUGAAGGAUCAGUGGUGGUGGGGCAUCAUGAACUCUGAGUACUGUCCCCAAGGGUAAAGGGGGAGGCGGAGGAGUCUAGCAGGUGGGCAGAGCCCCACAGAGACACUUGGGGACUGGCCUCACCUAGCAUCCAGGGGGGACAAAGUUCAAAGCCCUGUCAGAGUAUGGACAGCAGAAGUCAGUCUUUGGCUGGAGUUCAAAUACAAGUCUCUGGGGACUCAGGCCUCUUAAAGACACAGAGGUCAUGGCCGGAAGCAGGAUUGAGAACUGGAUUCAAGGGUGGGGUUCAGCUCUAAGUGAAAGGGACUUUGUCCUGGGCCCUAGGGAGACCUGAGAGAGCGUCUAGGGAUCAAGUAGUCGGGGCAGUCAACUGCAAGAUGCUUGAGUUCAAAUCCUGACCCCACAUCUACCAGCUGUGUGACCUAUGUGAAACAAGUUACUUAGUUCUCUCUAAAACCUCACUUUCCUCUUUGUGGGAAAACCAGGAAACAAUCCUCCCCAAAGAGUUGUUGGGAUGUUGACAUGGCAUAAAACAUGGAGCGCACUAGGCACUGGAUCUUGUAGGUGUAAGAGCUCAGUAAAUAAUUGAUCCUUAGCCAUACAAACCAGUUGUGUCUGCAGUCCUCCUGCUAAACUUUGUAGCUUCCCCGUGAUCCCUUGAGGCCCACGUGUUCUGUUCUCUGCACUAACACUCCAGCCUUUUGCCCAGUGCUUGUGUACCUGAUCCCUCUCCGCCUGCAGUCUGAAAUACCCUACCCUGUGUAAAGAGUGCUUUCAAAACCAAAGGCACGUAGAUAGUUUCAGCGGUCAAAGGUUCCUCCCCUGGGAACGGAACACUGACCAUGUCCUCAGAUACUCUUUGGUGAUUAGAGCCAAACAUUUUAUGAUUAAUUUUUUUUUGUACCAUGAAUUGAACUCAGGACCUCGUACUUGCCAGGCAGGCGCUUGUGCUGCUGAGCUAUAUCCCUGACAGAGUCAGCCAUCUUGAAAUACUCCUGCCUCUCAGAAGCUUCUCCAGACUGCUGAGGCAGCAGUUGUAGACAGACUUGCUGGUAUGGUGGUGGGUGGUUUUAGGGGUACUUCUUUCUACUUUUAAAUUUUUAAAAAAUUUCUGAAUGUUUUUAUUUCAAAUUCCUUUCACCUUUUCCCCUCAAAAAGUAUGGGUCAGAACAACAGCCAUAAAAUAUAUAGAGAGAGACACACACACAGAGGAAAAUCUUAAUACCCAUCCCUUUCCCAUUCACACACUCCCUACCCCAUCUCCCAGGCCAGAGAUUCCAAGGUGUGGCGCUUCUCCUAUGAGACAUGUGUCCCUCAGCCCAUUUUGCGAAUCACAGCCAAAAGCACUUUCUCUCCAUUUACUCUCUGUAGUUUGUGUUGUAAAGAUAAUAUGCUUUUUGUUUUUCUUAACAUAUUUUAAAAUAGCUGUAUG
Chinchilla lanigera (long-tailed chinchilla) is the source of this 5807-nucleotide messenger RNA. It is a transcript of the gene Arhgef37, whose product is annotated as Rho guanine nucleotide exchange factor (GEF) 37. Lineage: Eukaryota; Metazoa; Chordata; Mammalia; Rodentia; Chinchillidae. Gene Ontology annotation, cellular component: cytoplasm. The transcript is spliced from 13 exons. Gene Ontology annotation, molecular function: guanyl-nucleotide exchange factor activity; protein binding. The coding region runs from base 328 to 2148 and encodes 606 amino acids. The record is from RefSeq and is a predicted model, not a curated record.